UGAGUCGCCGCCCUGGCAACAAGCUGCAGAGAGAUAAUAACAUCCGCCCUGCCUUCAUCAUCUUCAUCAUCUUCAUCGGCAUCAGCUGCUCCCGUUUGUUGAAGAAGAACAUUUUAAUGCGGGCUUUCUUUCUUUAUAUCUAACAUGGACAGUUUGCCAGCAGGAGAAGCGCGGUGUCUGAAGAGGAGAGUGAAAGGCUGUACUCUUGAUGUCCACCCCACUGAGAAAGCCCUCGUGGUUCAGUAUGAAGUGGAGGCAACUGUCUUGGGAGAGCUGGGGAACCCUAUGGUUGGAGAACGCAAAGAGUGUCAGAAAAUUAUUCGCCUGAAAAGCCUGAACGCCCACACAGAUACGUCCUCUUUGGCCCGGAAGGUCGUGGAGGAAUGUCGUCUGAUUCACUCGUCUAAACUCCGCGAGGUGGAGCAGCUGCUCUUCUAUUUGCAAAACCGCAAACAGUCAAACGACAUCCAAGAGAAGAAACGCAUCUCACCUCGAGACUUCGCACCUUACGCUGGAGUGGAGCUGGACGAGGAGGCGAGCAUCAACAGCAUCGAUGAGUAUGUGGAGCUGCUGUAUGAGGACGUCCAGGAGAAGAUCAGAGGAGCCACGCUCAUCUUCCAACUGGCUCGUAACCCAGACAACCUGGAGGAGCUCAUACAGAACGAGACGGCCCUUGGAGCCCUGGCCAGAGUUUUGAGGGAGGACUGGAAGCAGAGCGUGGACCUGGCAACAACCAUCAUCUAUAUCUUCUUUUGCUUCUCCAGUUUCUCCCAGUUCCAUGGCCUGGUCACACACUUCAAGAUCGGGGCGCUGUGUAUGAAUAUCAUUGAGCAUGAGCUGAAGAGGUACGACCUCUGGCAAGACGAGCUACAGAAGAAGAAGAAGGCCUAUGAAGAAUUCUCCGAGAACCAAAAUCUGAAGAAAGAACACGAGAAGUCUUUCAGAAAGUACCAGAGCCUUCUGACCAAGCAGGAGCAGCUUCUCAGAGUUGCUCUGUGUCUGCUGCUGAACCUGGCCGAAGACACCCGCACAGAGCUGAAGAUGAGGAACAAGAACAUCGUCCACAUGCUGGUGAAGAUCCUGGAGCGGGAAGACGAGGAGCUGCUGCUGGUGGUGGUCUCCUUCCUGAAGAAGCUCUCCAUCUUCCUGGAGAACAAGAAUGACAUGGCUGAAACAUUUGCCGUGGAGAAGCUGGCUCGGCUGGUUCCCUGCGAGAACGAGGAGCUCCUGAGCACCAACAUGCGCCUCCUGCUUAACCUCUCCUUCGACACGUCGCUGCGCAGCCAGAUGGUCCAGACAGGACUCCUUCCCAGAGUCUCCUCGCUGCUCGCUGACGAGGCCCAGAGACAGCUCAGCAUGUGCAUUCUGUACCACAUCAGCAUGGACGACAGAUUCAAGUCCAUGUUUGCCGACACAGACUGCAUACCGCAGCUGAUGAAGAUGGUGUUUGACUGCGGGGAGGAGAAGCUGGACGUUGAGCUCAUCUCACUCUGCAUCAACCUGGCUGCUAACAAAAGUAACGCAAAGGUCAUCUGUGAAGGCAACGGUGUGAAGAUGCUGAUGAAGCGUGCUGUGAAGCAUAAGGAUGUUCUGGUGAUGAAGAUGAUCAGAAACCUUUCUCAGCACAACGGACCCACCAAGAGCCUCUUCCUGGACCACGUCGGUGACCUGGCAGCUCAGAUCAGUGAGGAGGAGACAGAGGAGUUUGUGAUCGAGUGUCUGGGCACGCUGGCCAAUCUGACCAUCCCCGACCUGGACUGGGAGCUGGUGCUCAAGGAGUACAACCUGGUGCCCUACCUGAACGACCGACUCAAACCAGGUUCUGCUGAGGAUGACCUCAUUCUGGAGGUGGUGAUCAUGAUCGGCACCGUGUCCAUGGACGACUCUUGUGCAGCCAUGUUGGCCAAGUCUGGCAUCAUUCCUGCUCUCAUUGAGCUGCUCAAUGCCCGACAAGAGGACGAUGAGUUUGUGUGUCAGAUUGUCUACGUCUUCUACCAGAUGGUCUUUCACAAAGCUACCAGGGACGUCAUCGUCAUAGACACACAAGCCCCAGCGUACCUCAUCGACCUGAUGCACGACAACAACGCAGAGAUCCGCAAAGUCUGCAACAACACGCUGGAUAUCAUCGCUGAAUAUGACGAGGACUUGGGAAAGAAGAUCCAGAAUGAGAAGUUCCGCUGGUACAACGGUCAGUGGCUGGAGAUGGUGGAGAACCGUCUGAUGGAUGAAGCGGCAGAGCCCUUCCUGUACGGGGACGACAGAGAGUCCUACAUCGGGGACGGAGACAUCCUGGAGAGACCCGACCUGUUCUACAGCGCCGAUGGGAUCAUGUCAGCAGACGGCGACAUCAGUCCUGAGUUCUACACCGACUUCCAGGAUGGAGAGCCGGGACAGACUGGAUACAUGAGCAGCGCGUCGGAGCAGUUCGUCCCAGCAGAUCGACCCGUCAGCGCCUACGGCUUCCGCCCCGAUGAGCAGUUUUUCUACAACUACAGCACGGCCUCCCGGUAAACCUGGAAACCUCUCACACAUAAAUACAGUACACGCGUUGUGUCCCUGAUGUCCACUGUUCUUUAUACAUCUCUCAGCACUCUACAAGUCCUCACUGCUUAGGAGUUAUCGCAUUAACCAUUAAUUAGUCUGUUAAUGAGGCGAAUAAUCAGAACUCUCUAGAAUAAUUUUCUUGAUGUUAAAGCACCAAAAGUAAUCUGUUUUAUUUGAAUAUACUGACACUCAUUCAGGGAAAACUCCUGAAACAAGGAACAGACUCCAAGUGAAAGUACGUGACUUCUUAAUAUCAAGAACUCACCUGUCAUCCUUAAAACUCAGAACCUUAUUAACCUAUAUAUUAAGGUCAGUUUUAGAUUUAAUUUUGUAAACACUGUAUCAUUUGAAUGUUUCGUAAGUGAUUCAAGAACACAUGCUGUAGAUCAAACUUAAAUAUUUUUCUUUUUCGUGAUAAACUAGAAAGCUGUUGAUUUAACACUGGACUGCAUUCAGAUUUUUCAGAUUUUAACUGAAUGUGUUUUUGUUUUUUUACCACAGUCUGCCUAAUGUGAUCAUUCAUAAACACUGUUUCAGGCAAAAGAAAACAGCAAAAUGAAUGAGUGCGUUUUGAAAGAUAAGUCUGGUGUUAUUCUAUAUUUUUUCUUAUUGUCAACUAAUCUCAUGUUUGGACUCAAACCAACGUGUUCAUCUCCCAGUACUGUCUGACUUCCUGUCUGUGGCUCUCAGCUCCAAGCCCACUGGCUCCUACUGAAGACGUAAAUCGUUAAAAACACCUCACACAUAUUUCAUUU
Messenger RNA from Sebastes umbrosus (honeycomb rockfish), 3299 nucleotides. RefSeq names its product kinesin-associated protein 3a (gene kifap3a). The coding region runs from base 145 to 2511 and encodes 788 amino acids. Gene Ontology annotation, biological process: cilium organization; microtubule-based movement. NCBI's taxonomy places the organism in Eukaryota, Metazoa, Chordata, Actinopteri, Perciformes, Sebastidae. Gene Ontology annotation, cellular component: kinesin II complex; ciliary transition zone; axoneme. Gene Ontology annotation, molecular function: kinesin binding. The transcript is spliced from 20 exons. The record is from RefSeq and is a predicted model, not a curated record.